CAACCGAGGGACUAUGGGGAAGGGUUCGAAUUCCGAAAGAUUUAAAUCGCGGGAGGACGAGACACCGCAGCCCAGUAGGUAGGAGGGUCCUCCCUUCCCACCGACGUCGGGGGGCAGGCACGGAGCGGCCUGGGAGCCCGCGCGCCUUCUGUUCUGCGGCUAGGAUCUGCGGUGACAGUGGGUGCCGACGAUUGUUGUUGAUCAUCUGUCAGUGCCCCCGGACUCGGGCAGCGGCAGCCUGCGCGGGGCACGCAAGGAGGGUGGCUCAGAUGGGACGUCGGGGUUGUACCUUCCUACCUGCGGGAUCCAGACGGGUUGGGCACUCCCCGAAAGCCGCGCGGCGCCGCCCCCUCAGUCGGCGCUGCCCCCGAUCCCUCCCUUCCGUGUGUCACCUGAAGGGAGGAGGGAUGGGCUCUUACCUAACCAGAGAGGUAAUUCAGCGAAGUUUGACUCAUAAAGAAGAAGAGGCAGAAGAGGGAUAGUUUUCCAGGCAUCCAAGCCAAACUGGACUUAGAAAAGAAGCCUAGUGGGAUUUCAGAACCUCGCCAAGCACCUCUGACUCUCAAGUUCAAAGGCAUUCUCCGCCUCCUGUGACUAUAACGAGAGGACGCAUUUUAUUCCCCAGUGAGAUCCUGGGAGAAGUAACAAACAUAUAAAUGUACAGUAAAGAUCUCCUAAUAUGAGACUCUUUUCAAGUAUAUGGUAGUUUGGCUUCGGUUUGUGUUGAUAGUAAGAGUGGGGAGGUGCAUGGCAAAAACUUGCUCCUGACUCAUGAACUUGUUUUUAUCAGUUUACUUUCUUACUUCCCCAAACCCUCAAGAGGAAGUCCUCUGAUGAACACUGACAUUAAAAUUUUAACCAUCAUAGCUAAUUUGGAUCAUAAGCAGCUGAACGGGCGUAACUGUGGUCUUGGCAAAUUCAGAAACAUAGGUCCCGUGUGAGAAUAAUUUACUAAAAUUAUCAUCAAGCUAUGCAGAGAAUCUCCAGGAGGAAUAUUAAUUCAAGAGUUUCUGACAUAGAGUUGAACUCUGUGGAUGCUGAAAAGGAAAAAAAAGGGAAUCAAAAUAACUUUGUUGAACUGCUUCCUCCAGAAGUUACCUUUAAAAUUUUCAGUCAGCUGGACGUUUGGAGUUUGUGCAGAGCUUCAGUGACAUGCAGGAGCUGGAAUUACACAAUAAGAAACAGUGAUUCCUUAUGGAAACCUCAUUGCUUGGCUCUAAGAGCUGUGUGCCAAAGAGAAAUAGAUGAUGAUGUGGAAAGUGGUUAUUGCUGGAAGGUAAUACUACUGAGAAAUUACCAGAAGAGUAAAGUGAAACAUGAGUGGCUAAGUGGUAGAUACAGCAACCUAUGUUCUUCUAUUAGCCUACCAGAAAAAAUCAUGUACCCAAUGGAUGCAGAUACUUGGGGAGAAAUUCUAGAAGCAGAAUUGGAAAGAUAAGCAGGAAAAUCACAAACAAACCUCAUAACUUUGAGAAUUUAAAACUAAAAUGACUCUUGGUUACAAAAUGUGUAUCUUUACCCAUUCAAUUUUUUGUUCACCUUUUUAAUAUUUAACUUUUAAAAGAAGACAAGUAGAAAACACUAUAAAAGUAAAGUUUUGUAUUUUACACUUUAGUAAAAAAUAUUUUUCUGUUUUUAUUAUAAAUUGAUAAAAUGAAAUGUUAUUUAUAUAAGAAAUACUAUAAUGAUAAAGUGAUUUUGUAUAUUGUUUCAUUCAUUUGUGUUAGUAUAUUGUAGUACUUUAAUGAUAAGAGAACUUGGUUGGUAUUAUUUUCUGCGCAAUAGUAAUUUAACAAUUCAGGAAACCAUUUGAAGAAACUUAGAUUCAUUAAGUAGUAGACAUAACUAGGCUCAUGGGAAGAAUACCUAAAUGAAAUGAAUAACAAUAUGUUUAAAUGUAUAAUACAUUUAUAUUUCAAUAACUCUAAAAUUUCCAUUUCACUAGAAUCAGAUUAACAUUGAAACCAUUUUAAAAUGUGUUAAAUUUGUGGUUUAGUUUAAAAUUAGUCGACCAGAGGGCUAAAACUUGUGAAAGUAAGAUUCCUAUUACUUGCCUAAAGACCUGGAAUUGCUCUGAGGGUCUUAAAAAAUUUGGAAAAUUUCCAGAACACUUAACUGCUAUCAGAAUUUCACACUAUUUUUCUUGGUAAAAUUUUCUUUCUGAAAGACUUACAGCAUCAUCUAGUGGACCACUUGUGGAUAACCAGAACAUAGGACUGAGCUCCUUUGCGUUUUCUCCACAUUUGAAAGAAAGAAAAGCAUUUUCGUAUAUACCUGCUUUGUUAAAGGUGAUAGCUUUCCAGGAACUUUUAACUUUAGUUUUUGUUCUCUUUCUCUUAAAAGUAGACAGUAUAGUACUCACUAUACCAGAUUCUGAAUCUGUGGGGCAGCACCACAGUAAAAAGUGUCUACCAAACAUUUUAGUUAGUUUGGGGGCUUCUUCUUAAAUUGUGCUGUAUAACACAAAAAGUAAGAAUCCAGGAAACCAGUAUUUAACAAAUAGGCAAAUAGCAGAAAAAUGCAGUCUAUACAAAUUCCAUUUGUUGGGAAGCAAGCAAUGAUUGGUUGCCUCCUAAUAAUUUCUUAGAGUUGGAAGGAACUUUGACAAUCAGGCAAUGUAGCCUCUAGGACUAUUCAGCAAUCCCUUCUAUAGAAAUGUUCUUCCUCUAACCCACCUUUAUUCUUUUCCUGGCAAACACUUGUAAACUCUUCAUCUUGAUUCGGAAACCAACCCUAAAUUCUACCAUUCCAGAGUAAGUGGCCCUCUUAAGUUUCCCUUAGUUCUUUGUACAUACCAUUCUCAAGGCUGUCACACUAUAUUAAAUUGUUUGUUUUGUCUGUCUCGUAGUUUGUACUGUGAGCUUCUUAAUGUCAGGGACCAUUUAUUUAUUUUUGUGUUCACAAAAUCUGGAACUUCGUAGGUAUUUCAUAAAGAUUUGUUAAAUUAUUUUUAUAUUAUUUAUUUUAAUCCAAACUAGAAUGUAUAAUAAAAAUAACUUACUAUAUUGUUAGUAGACAAGAUUGGAUUGAAAUGCAGUGUAUAACCCAUAAGAUAUACGGAAUUCUUGAUAUUAAUGCUAAUACAUGAACAAUUGUUCUACUCUUCUCAAAAGCUGCAAGAAAAAUAGGAAAGUAGAAAUUGGGGGGUGGAGUUGGAUAAAUACUUGAAAAUAAACUUGAUCUGAGAGUAUCAUUUAUUAUUUUUAAUUAUUGGUCCACCCCAAUCCAGUUUUAAGUAUUAUUUUUCAAUGUACAUGAAUAAUCUUUGCUUUUUUUUUUUAGUACCAUAGCCUUAAAAUAAUUCUUUGUAGAGUAAGUUUUAAGCUAUGAUCAUAGUUCACACUGAAAGGAAAACUUGUAAACUCUAUGGUAAAUUUUAUGGUGUGGGCUUAGAAUGAACUGUACAUUUAUCAGACCAAGCCAUUAGCACCUGAGAACAUGAGUGGGUGGGGCAGAAUGGAAGGAUGGCAUGGUUUUAGUCACAGAUAAAUAAGAUAACAUGUUAUGUAUACAAAGUUUGAAAAAAGAGGUAAGAUUAUUGGGGUAAAGUACUAAGAAUUUUCCAGUGUUGCUUAAUAUUUAGUCAGUUCAAGAUGUAGUUUUUGUUCUUCGUUUUGUUUUUUUUUAGGAACCUUUCGUUAGUUGCUCCUGGUUUAUAACACCAUUUUAGAUCAGGAUAUAAUUGUCAAUAAAAUCUGUAUGAACAUAAACUUUAGACUUUUGAGUACACAAAUGUAUAUACAACUAAUUUGAAAAUUAUACCCCUAACCACUCUAAUUUCAUCUUUGCUUUGACUUUACCUAAUAUCUUCUCUACUAAACCUCAAAUGCCCUAAUAAUAUUAACAAAAACAAGGUGACAUUAUGGGUUGGGAAAAAUAAUGAAUAAGAUGGAAGGUCUUACAUUUUUAUUUAGAGUUGACAACCAAAACAAUCAAACAGAAGAAAUUAGACCAAUAGUGAACGAAGUUGAUUAAUUAUAAUAGCCGACAUUCAUUGAAUGCUUACUCUGCAGCAAGCAGUGUGCAAAUGUAGGGGGUACUAUUACUCUAUAUCCAUUUUAUGAAUGAGGAAACUGCAAAUUAGAGAAUGAUUUUAUCCAUCUAGUUCAUCACCAUCCUAAGCACCUGUAGGAGUAUGUAAUAGAUGGUAGGCUCAAUAA
Molecule: messenger RNA, 4160 nt
Organism: Manis pentadactyla (Chinese pangolin)
Lineage: Eukaryota; Metazoa; Chordata; Mammalia; Pholidota; Manidae
Gene: FBXO48
Product: F-box protein 48
Exons: 3
Coding region: 971-1438 (155 amino acids)
Biological process (GO): SCF-dependent proteasomal ubiquitin-dependent protein catabolic process
Cellular component (GO): SCF ubiquitin ligase complex
Molecular function (GO): protein binding
Source: RefSeq, a predicted model, not a curated record